Balaenoptera musculus (blue whale) is the source of this 5846-nucleotide messenger RNA. RefSeq names its product suppressor of cytokine signaling 5 (gene SOCS5). The record is from RefSeq and is a predicted model, not a curated record. Gene Ontology annotation, cellular component: phosphatidylinositol 3-kinase complex. The coding region runs from base 614 to 2224 and encodes 536 amino acids. Gene Ontology annotation, molecular function: 1-phosphatidylinositol-3-kinase regulator activity. The transcript is spliced from 6 exons. Gene Ontology annotation, biological process: phosphatidylinositol phosphate biosynthetic process; epidermal growth factor receptor signaling pathway; cell surface receptor signaling pathway via JAK-STAT. NCBI's taxonomy places the organism in Eukaryota, Metazoa, Chordata, Mammalia, Artiodactyla, Balaenopteridae.
UCCUCCCUUUCCCCCGGGCCAGACCCCGCCGCCGUCGCAGCGGCCCGACUCCAAAAUGGCAGCCGCGCACAGCGCGCACCCGAGCGGCCGGACCUCCCUGACUCCCGGGCCUCCCCGCUCUCGCUCCCUGCCUCCCUCCUUCGGCCUUCACCUACACGCCUUUGGAUUGGCCGUUAGGAAUCCCGCCCCUCCAGAGCCCCGCCUGCUAUUGGUCACGCACACCUCUGGAAAUGGAGCUCUUCGGUCAGCCUGGAGGAGUCUUGGAAGACUUGACAGAGAAGAUGACACUUGAACUGAGACUUGGCAAAUAAGUACAGCGUUUUGCCAGAGGGAAGUGGACACUGCCAAUAGUAGAGGGCAUGGCUUCUCCUUUUCAAUAAUGCCUCAAAAUUGAUCACACUGAGAGAACACAGUUAUUUAAAAGAAGGAUUGAAGAGUGACCACUCAGAAUUCUCCUUUUUAGAGAAAGACUCUUUAUAUACAUAAAUACAACCCAUUGGUUAUGUUAUUUUUCCAGGGCGAGGAGGGAAGAUAUGGAAUUUUUACAAGUGAUUGACCUGUAAGGUUUAGACUGCCAGAUGAGUAGAGCGGCAGUUAGUUGGUCUUAUAAUCAAUGGAUAAAGUGGGGAAAAUGUGGAAUAACUUCAAAUACAGGUGUCAGAAUCUCUUCAGUCAUGAGGGAGGAAGCCGUAGUGAAAAUGUGGAUAUGAACUCCAACAGAUGUUUGUCUGUCAGAGACAAAAACAUCUGUAUAGGAGACUCAGCUCCUCAGCAACAAAGCAGUCCCUUAAGAGAAAAUGUUGCCUUACAACUGGGGUUAAGCCCUUCAAAGAAUUCUUCGAGGAGAAACCAAAACUGUGCCACUGAAAUUCCUCAGAUUGUUGAAAUAAGCAUUGAAAAGGAUAAUGACUCAUGUGUCACUCCAGGAACAAGACUUGCAAGAAGAGAUUCCUACUCUCGACAUGCUCCUUGGGGUGGGAAGAAGAAACAUUCCUGUUCUACAAAGACACAGAGUUCACUGGAUACUGAUAAAAAGUUUGGUAGAACUCGAAGUGGACUUCAAAGGAGAGAGAGGCGAUACGGUGUAAGCUCUGUGCACGACAUGGACAGCGUUUCCAGCAGAGCCGUAGGAAGUCGCUCUCUGAGACAGAGGUUGCAGGAUACUGUGGGCUUGUGUUUUCCCAUGAGAACUUACAACAAGCAGUCAAAGCCCCUCUUUUCUAAUAAAAGAAAAAUACACCUUUCUGAAUUAAUGCUUGAGAAAUGCCCUUUUCCUGCUGGCUCGGAUUUGGCCCAAAAAUGGCAUUUGAUUAAACAGCAUACAGCCCCUGUGAGCCCACAUUCAACAUUUUUUGAUACAUUUGAUCCAUCCUUGGUUUCUACAGAAGAUGAAGAAGAUAGGCUUCGAGAGAGAAGGCGGCUUAGUAUUGAAGAAGGGGUUGACCCCCCUCCCAACGCACAAAUACAUACGUUUGAAGCCACUGCACAGGUUAACCCGUUAUAUAAACUGGGACCAAAGUUAGCUCCUGGAAUGACUGAAAUAAAUGGGGACAAUUCUGCAAUUCCACAAGCUAACUGUGACUCUGAAGAGGACACAACCACGCUAUGUUUGCAGUCACGGAGGCAGAAGCAACGUCAGGUAUCUGGAGACAGCCAUGCCCACGUUAGCAGACAGGGAGCUUGGAAAGUUCAUACACAGAUUGAUUACAUACACUGCCUCGUGCCGGAUUUGCUUCAGAUCACAGGUAAUCCCUGUUACUGGGGAGUGAUGGACCGUUACGAAGCAGAAGCCCUUCUGGAAGGGAAACCUGAAGGUACAUUUUUGCUCAGGGACUCUGCGCAGGAGGACUACCUCUUCUCUGUGAGCUUCCGUCGCUACAACAGAUCCCUGCAUGCCCGAAUUGAACAGUGGAAUCACAACUUUAGUUUUGAUGCUCACGACCCGUGUGUGUUUCACUCCUCCACUGUAACAGGACUUUUGGAACAUUACAAAGACCCCAGUUCUUGCAUGUUUUUUGAACCAUUGCUUACAAUAUCACUAAAUAGGACUUUCCCUUUUAGCCUGCAGUACAUCUGCCGUGCAGUCAUCUGCAGAUGCACUACGUAUGAUGGAAUUGAUGGGCUCCCUUUACCGUCAAUGUUACAGGAUUUUUUAAAAGAGUAUCAUUAUAAACAAAAAGUUAGAGUUCGCUGGCUAGAACGAGAACCAGUCAAGGCAAAGUAAACCCUCCUGUCCCCAAAGGGCAUUAACUAGAUCUGCUUUUAUGUGCAUCGGGCAGUACACCUCUAGCAAGCACACAUAUCAGUGUUAGGUUUUUUUCAGUACAGUAUGUAAGCUUAGUGUUAGUGUUUGUCAGGUGCAAUCUGCUGUUACUUACUCAGAUAAACGUGGUGCCUAUUGAGACAACAGAGGAUACAGCUACAGGUGUUCAGUAAGGCUACAAAAACAUUCUGCCGAUUUAGCUGACAGUUUGGUUUUUAAUGGCUGUAGUAACUGAGUGAAGCAACUCGGGGGCAUUUGCUAUGAAGAAUUCUAUUUCUUACUGAAGAACAAAUUAUUAAUAUUGGAUGAGUAUUUCAACAGUGUGACUAAUGUUUGAAAUUAUUAUUUUUUCUAAGAAUUUUUCUAUAACCUUCCAAAAGUAGUGAUGUUUGUAGUUACUAUAAAUUAAGCUUUGGAAGUCCAAAAAAUAAAGACUGCCUUCCUUUUAGAAAAAAAAUGCAAUUUUCUGGCCACAAGGGCAUAGUGCAGUUCACUUAAGUGUUGAUAUAGUUUAUAGUCAGUCUCCUUUUCUCUUCUGCAAAAGGUACUGUUAAGUAAACCAGGUUUUCUAAGUAGUAGUUCUUAAAAUUUCAGACUUAUGAAAAGUUGGUAGUAGAAUUUUAUUUAAGGCCUUAGGUAUUCAUUUUUUAAUGAGUGCUUUAACAUAACACAUUGGGAAUAGCUGCUGCAAAGUAGGCCUGCGUGUGAUUUUUUUAAGUUGACAUGUGCAGUCAAAUCGCUGAUUCAUUAAGGUUGGAUCUUUUUCUAUGCCCGUGAUAAGUUUGUGAACCGUGAAGAAAAUGAGACUAAAAGAUACCCAAACAAGUCAGAUACUACUACAGUGGUUGCUGAUUGUUGAGAUUAUUGUUAAACUGUAAUUCAUAAUUUGGAUGGCAGUAUUUAUCUCUUUGUUGUAAAGUCUCAUAGCUGAAUUGCUUAAGUACAAGUUAUAGAAUUUCAGUGCACUUAAUUUUUAAUGGAAAAUCUUAAACCUAAAUUGCUGAUUUAAAAGGUACUGUACAACCAUUGUAUCUGUAAAUAACUUUACUUAGCACCUUUUUGUCACUUAGAAUAGUAUGCAAUACUACUUGAGUGAGCUAUUUUGGAAGUAAUACCAAGUUCUAGUGUUUGCUUCUUAGUAUUGGACUGAAUUUACAGUUCCGUCCUGGACAUUUUGCACUAAAGUAGUCGAAUCCAUUCUUCUGUCUUUUUGUUAACGUGCUCUGUACCACUGGUGAGUGCUCCUUAGUUUCCUUACCUGCUGCUACAGAAAGUUGUUUUACAUCCCAAUGGCUAUCGCCAAGGCCACAAAAAAGAAAAGCUAUAUUUGUAUGCAACACUAACCCUUUGACUGCUAAUGUAUGUUUCCGCUUGCUGUGCCUUGUUACAGCUGCUUUUUUGUGCUAAUAAAGUACGUUUGGUGUUCUCCUUGUAUAUCUGCUGUUUUAUACAUUUGCAACAAUUUCUCUUGUAAAUGGAAUGGUUUGGGGUUUUUAAAUAAGCAUUACCUGACAACCUACUAUAGUUAAUGCAGAAUUACUGAACAGUCUAAUAUUGACUUAUUCUGACUAAGCUAACUCUAAAUUUAAUUCUAUACAUCUUUCCAAUCAUAAUCACAUAUACUGUGGAACAGUGUCUAUAGUUACUGCAAAUUACUGUAUAGUUUAGAUUAUAACAGAAAAUGAACAGAGAAAUACUGACUAAACCUACUGAUUUCUCUGCUUAUAAGUGAAAGAUUGAAACUAUCACUGACAUGUUAUAAUAAAUGAAUAUCUAUAGCCUCCCACUGCAUCAGAAACAAGUUACAUGAAGUCUUGUAAACUAAUAAUACAUCAGCGCCAUUUAUUGGUUUGGGGACCAUUUUAAUUAAUAAUAAAUGCCCAAAAUGUAGAACUUUAACCAAAGACUUGUCCAUUUUAAAGCAAAAUGGGGAUUGAAGGGACUUUUCCUGUUGUUUCUAAUAGAAGUCCCUGAAGAACAUAUACCAAAGUGUUUGAGAACUUCAUCCAAACCUACUUUAAAGCAUUAUGUGCAAUUAAGUUGUUAUGACAUAAUUACAUUGCAUAAUUGUUGGGUCCGUUUUCUUGAGCUUAUAAUGUACCUGGAAAAUAAACCUCUUGGGGAAAAAAAAAAGUUCAUACUGAUUAUUGGAGAAAGACUAUAUAUGCAAGCAAGAUCUUAUUUUAAAGAGGUAACUUGAAACUCCAAGAAAGCACUUGAUGUUUUAUAUGCUUGUAGCAAAUUGAUGUUUUAAUUGUAGUUUUAUAGAAAGUAUUAAUGCUUUUAUGUAUUUCAGAAAUUUCAUAUGUUAAAUGGAAAUUGUUUUAAAUGUGUAAAUAUUUGAGUUUAUGUAAGCAUGUAUGUACUGUGCUAAAAGUCACUUAUGUUUCGGUUCGUGUGUAAUAUUAAUAUGCAACUUUUGGUUUAAAAUUUUUUCUUAAACAAUUAGUGGCUUACAUUUUAAAAAAGAAAAAGCACCAGCAUGAAACUGCACCUAAGUCUAUAUUCACUGUGUCUUUUUCUGAAUCCCGUUGUAGCCUGUCAACUAAAUUUGUGUUUUCAUGGUCUUUUUGAAGUGCAUUUUGAUAAGAACUAGGAAAUUCUUUAGAAGUUUAGACACUUCAUAGUGAAGUAAUUAUAAUUUAACCCAAGGAAAGAUUGCUCUGAUUCAUAUCCAUUCUCAUUCUUACGUUCACUUAUUCAUUCAUUCACACUCCCUAUAUACAUAUGGAUAUAUAUAUAUACACAUAUAUAUAUUUAUGCUGUUAUUAAUUUCAACAUUAAUAUUGCCAUCUGAUUCAAAAUCAUGUAAAGGCCUUAUUCUAUAUAUAUACUAUCCUUGUACCAUUCAAAUUUGAUUAUCUGCACCUGAAGUUUAGUCUUACAACUAUAAUCUUGUUUGUAAUACAGUUACCUUACAAAGAGCAAGCAUUCAUUAGUAUUUUUUUUACUGGCUAAACACAGUAAAAAAAUUUUUGAAGAAACAGCUUGGUUUAAAUAUAGUUAUUAAGAGUCAUAAUUAAAUUUAUAUUUUUUAGACAAAAAUUGAGCCCAAGUGAUCAUACUCCACAAACUGAUCUGUGUUCCUGUAGUCCAUGAGAAGGUUUAUAUAAGAUUUAUCUUGAACUAUAAAAAUUGAUAUUUGAACUCUAAGCUUCAUUUUGACAAAAUUCAAAGUUUAUGAACAUUUUUAUUUGACAUUUUGAUCUGGUUGCUAUUCAUUUUCCAUCCUAAGCUUCCUUUGCUCCAUGGCACUAAAUACUAGUUUGGGAAGUUUUAUUGAGAUUGAUGUUAGAUCCCUUAUUUUUGUAGCAAAGAAAGUUAUAAAGUUCCUUUUUGGUAGAGGCAAAGAGUCUAGAGUGAGUCAGAACUCUCCUAGGAAAGAUGCAGAGUCUAUAUCCAUCUCUGGGAGUGUGUUACCACCACAAAUCACACCAGUUCCUUCAUUUAUUCUGUACCGCAACACAUAACAGUUUUACCUAGAUGAAAUUAGGUAAACAUGCACACUAAGGGCUGACUUAAAGGUGAGAAACGUUUCCAAAGGGGGCAAUGCUGUUUGGUGCAUAAAAACUUCAUAUCUAUA